Molecule: messenger RNA, 1389 nt
Organism: Botrytis byssoidea
Lineage: Eukaryota; Fungi; Ascomycota; Leotiomycetes; Helotiales; Sclerotiniaceae
Exons: 1
Coding region: 1-1389 (462 amino acids)
Source: RefSeq, a predicted model, not a curated record
AUGGACCCCAGCAACUCUGCUCCUACGACGGCAUGGCCUAGGUUGAAUGAAACCUCAUCAGACUCACCUAUCAUCCUAGAGCAACCCCUCACCGCGGUAUCAUUGCCAACACGCAACUCUAUAUGGGUCGAUGAAGAUGUCUCGACCGCUUAUCCUCAAACUGCACGUCCUAGAGAAGAUCUCCUUGCAUCAUUCUUUCCAUCGGACUCACCUCCGGCGACAGCUAGACAAGCUCCAAUUCAAUCUUAUCCAUUGGCGUACCCUCUCGCACCUGGCUCUAAACAAGCGCUUCCAGUACUAGAACCUACAACCCAGAAUGAUAGGAGGGUAUCCUCCAAGUACUCAGAAUACGAUGACAUUCCUGUACCUCUUUCUGCGCGCUUUCAGCGGGACUUGCAAGAAAUGAUUGGUUCUCCAUCUUCGAUAUAUCCUGAUAGCGCUUUACCCGACCCCCUUCAUAUCUCUCGAGAUUUCCCCCCUAAAGCUUCGGCAUAUCAAGGAGAUAGGCAUCCUGAACCUUCCCGCUCACCUAAGUCGAUUCGCCUUUCAGAACUCACUCAAUCUCCCGUGGGCGAGGGCACAUCGGAACUUUUCCCGGAAUAUACAGAAGAUAUACGCCCAGGUGAAUCUACACAUAAUAUUGUUCCAACAAUAAAUGUCCUACCCCAAAGUCCCCAACAACCAGAUGUUCAGAAUUCUCAUUCUCAGAAGUACCAACCGCAAUUAUUAGCACCUCCCAGAUCGUCUAAACCAAAAUCUCAAAGACGAACCACCAGAUCAUCGUCUAUAAUCAAUGGUCUUGACCAAGGAAUCUACAGACCUUUGUCUAAACCACCCCAGAAUCGAGAUCUCUUCUACGCAACCCAGAAAGAUGACAGUAGAUUCAGUCGACACCAUCCCUCGAGCAAAAAAUACAUUCAUCGGAAAAGAGCCAGCUCCCUAGAGCGCACCUCCGUACCCACCGAUCCCAGAGUCGCCAAACUCUGGGACGAACGAAUCAACGCCGGUCACCAACCAUUCACACCCAGCGAUACAAUCCCUACAUAUCAAGAAUUCCGACGAACAACUCAACGUGUAGAUUCGCCUAGUUCAGACAGAUUCCCCCUCCCUGCUUCAGCACUCUCUCAAUACGAAGACAUUCCACCUCAUCUCAGACCUACCCGCGAAUCAGAUUUCAGAUUCGAUCCGAAGCUGGUGCAGGAAAUAUACGAAGAGAGAUGGAAAAUUUCCGAGGGCUAUGAGAAUUUGCAGGCAUAUUUUAGUGAUCCCAAAGAAGGUCCUUACAAACACCUUAAUAUCAAGGAAUGGGUUGAGCUUUUUGAAUACUUGGAAGAGAGAGACCGGAAAGCGACAGAACGAGAGAUUAUUUUUGAGUUGAGGGCUAUUUAG